AUGCGGUGCUCUGAGGUUGCUCAUGGCAAUGUUGCAGGCUUGCUGAGAAAGCAUGGCUAUGCUGAAAUCAAGAAGGUGGGUGAGGGAUCGUUUGGGAAGGCACUCCUCGUGCGCUCGGAGGAUGGGCAGAAGUUAAUCUGCAAAAUGGUGGAUGUGAGCAAAGCUUCGCGAAAAGAAAUGGAGGAUGCUGUCAAGGAGGGCAAGUUGCUGUCCGAACUGAAGCAUCCAUACAUCGUCCGCUACCGCGAAAGCUUCACAGAGAGUGGAUGGCUGUGCAUCCUCAUGGACUACUGCGAGGGAGGUGAUCUCACAGCUCGCAUCGCAGAGGCCAAACGAGGCAGAAAACCUCUCUCUGAGGACCAAAUACUGCGCUGGUUUGUGCAGGCCAUCAUGGCUUUAGACUACAUUCACAAGAAGCACGUUCUGCAUCGAGACUUGAAGCCGUCGAAUUUCUUUUUGUCGAAGAGCGGGAACUUAAAGAUGGGGGACUUUGGAAUUGCAAAAGUUCUUGCCUGCACGAUCGCUGUCGCAAAGACACAGAUCGGAACGCCAUACUACCUGAGCCCUGAACUAUGUCAGGAAAAGGAAUACAACUUUCCUUCGGACAUUUGGGCAAUGGGAUGCAUUUUGUAUGAGCUUUGUGCACGCAAAGUACCUUUCGAUGCGCCCAAUAUUCCAGGCCUUGUUCGGGAGAUUGUGCGGGGAACAAUCCCCAGCGUGCCCGCUUCUUACUCGCCGUUUGUCAGGGAGCUCGUGAGCCAGAUGCUGAACAGGAACCCAGAGCGGCGGCCAAGUCCAGAGGAGAUCUUGGCGAAGCCACGGCUGCGGGAGAUAAUGCAGCUCAUGCUCGAUGAAGCACAAGAGGCUGCCCAGGCGGCUGAUGAUCCUGCUGCGGUAGAGCCACAUCCAGAGCCAGCUUCCUCUAACAGUGCGGGCUGGUCGCAAGCUGGAAGUCCUUACAGGACCAACGACAUGGUCGAGUACUACUCCGUGUCUCAUGGAGAUUGGUUGCCUGCUACGGUCCUGCGGAUCGAUGGGGAGGGUCGCAUCAUCAUCGACUUGAAGCCCAACACCUGGCUCUCCAAGGAGGACCAAGCAACGAAAGUCCGACGCCGACGCGAUGGUCCCGGAUCGAGGGGCGGCUCACCUAUGAGGACUCCUUCUGUAGCCGGACCUGACAAAAACGGCCUCCGUGGCCAGGGCGGCGCAUUCCCGUCUCCACAAAUGGGGCGGAGCCCUUCUUCAGGAGCCGUUGGACUAAGGCCAGGCAGCCGACCGGGUUCGCGAGGAGCGUCGCCUCUGCAUCGCAGGAGCCCGGCUUUGGCUGCCGGUGCAAUCGCAGGAAUUGGGAGCCGCCCAGGAUCCGGACUUGGCAGUCGCCCUGGGUCGCGAGCUGCUUCGCCCUCACACCGAGCGCCGAGUCCUCGUCAUGGCGAUGCUUUCCGGAAGGGUGACCUCGUAGACUAUUGGUCAAUCUCGCAUGGAGAGUGGCUCCCGGCAACAGUGGUCAACGCAGAUUUCGACGGCCGUAUUGUGAUCGACUUGAAACCGAAUACAUGGCUCACAAAGGAGGACCAAGCUUCAAAAGUGCGUCGAAGGACGGUGCCCGGAGCUCCAGGUGCGCCAGAAGGCUCACAAAUCCGGCGUAGUCCAUCCGCCGACUUUGCAGCACCACUACGAGCAGCAUCUCCUAGGUGUGUGCCUUCUCCCGGUCGUGCCAUGUCGCCGCAUCGUGCACCUUCUCCAUCAUGGCGUGGCUUCGGUGAGCCAGCAAUCCGGGCACCGAGUCCUCGGAGGCGUGAGCCAACACCGAGAAGAUCAGUGCCAGGAAUGCCACCUGCAGGAGGGCCUCAGCCUCACCUUGGUGACAGUCCUCUCCUCCGUGCAGGUGGGAAGAAUAUUGCGGGCGGAUACUUGCCGCCUUGA
Molecule: messenger RNA, 1926 nt
Organism: Symbiodinium sp. CCMP2456
Lineage: Eukaryota; Dinophyceae; Suessiales; Symbiodiniaceae
Source: the annotation of a GenBank genome assembly